AUGUCUGCCAAGAGCAAAUCUCUUGUACUGCUAUCUUCCGCCAUCCAAGCCUAUCUUGAUGAAGGCAGUUCGGACAUGUCUGUCUCCUCCAUGGAGUACAUCGACUCUGCUCUGAAGGAGUUUCGGCGCGAAAUCGUGGCCCAUUAUGAUGUUAUGCCGGCUGCCACGGCGUGUUCUGGCGUACUGCUGUGUGUUCUUCAAUUCCUUCAAGCUCAACCGUGUACCCCCGUCAUUGGAUUACUCGCCGAAACCUUCCAUCUGAAUGCUCCUAUGACAUAUCUCAAUCCCAACCCCGAGCAUGACCUCUCAGUACGGCAUGCCUUGGAGUUUAUCGGUCUCAUGGACAUGCCCUGUCUCGUACUGGGAAGAAAGUGUCCCUCUCUCGGUAUUUGGAGACGCUUUCGACAAGUUCAAGACUCCUGGAAAGGGGGAAGAGUCAAGGCCUUGGAAGUCGUCACUGGCGUGCCGCAUUCGCUGCUGGAUAUCUUCGCCGACACCCCGUUCGAGACGGCGGAGGUCUCCAUUAGUCGGUUUUGGGGAUGGCCAGGUGAAAUGGGCGAGUACGUUCAGUGCUUGUUGUGGGAUUGUUGGCGAUUCGCCGGCAUGCUUCACAUCCGCAGACGCGAGCAGCGAAUUAUAAACGCAACACAAAAAGAUGGCCAAUUCGUUGGUGACGAUCAGCAGGACGCGCUGCCGAGUUCAGAAAUCGUCUUGUACCGUCUGGUAUCAGGACUUCAUCUCUUUUGUGUGGCGUGUCAGCUGCCCGAGAAUCAGCAUCUGUUGUGCCGCAAUGGCAUCGUCUUCCCUCUGAUAACGGCAUGUCUCGAAACUCGACUCCUUAAGCGGCAUCCUGACUGGAAACAAACCGUGGAUGAUGUGCUGUCGGCUGCUAAGAAGAGGUAUCUCUUUCAGUUGGCAAGGUCUACAUGGGAGCUGCUUGAUGAAGCUUGGAAGGAUGGUACAAUGGAAUUUGACCUAGAUAAAGCAGCAUCACGCAGAGGCCAGGAGGUGUCAUUAUUGUAG
Messenger RNA from Colletotrichum scovillei, 1023 nucleotides. RefSeq lists its product as uncharacterized. The transcript has 2 exons. Lineage: Eukaryota; Fungi; Ascomycota; Sordariomycetes; Glomerellales; Glomerellaceae. Bases 1 to 1023 code for a protein of 340 amino acids. The record is from RefSeq and is a predicted model, not a curated record.